Nannospalax galili (Upper Galilee mountains blind mole rat) is the source of this 2824-nucleotide messenger RNA. RefSeq names its product BUD13 homolog (gene Bud13). Lineage: Eukaryota; Metazoa; Chordata; Mammalia; Rodentia; Spalacidae. The transcript has 10 exons. The record is from RefSeq and is a predicted model, not a curated record. Gene Ontology annotation, cellular component: RES complex; U2-type spliceosomal complex. Gene Ontology annotation, biological process: mRNA splicing, via spliceosome. Bases 19 to 2022 code for a protein of 667 amino acids. Gene Ontology annotation, molecular function: RNA binding.
CCCGCCCUCGCCGCUGCCAUGGCGGCAGCUCUGCCGCUCUCCAAGGCUGAGUAUUUGAAGCGUUACUUGUCGGGGGCAGAAGUCGGCGUCGAUGGAGGCUCCGAGUCCAGUCGCAAGCGGCGCAAAAAGCGGCCGAAGCCGGGCGGCGCGGGCGGCAAGGGAAUGCGGAUUGUUGAUGACGAUGUGAGCUGGGCAGCUAUCUCUACCACUAAGCCGGAGAAGGAGGAGGAAGAGGAUGGAGAUUUGCCUGUGGUGGCUGAGUUUGUGGAUGAGCGUCCAGAAGAAGUAAAGCAGAUGGAGGCCUUUCGCUCUAGUGCCAAAUGGAAGCUUCUGGGAGGCCACAGGGAAGACCUACCCUCAGAUGGACAUUUCCAUCAUGAUGACCAAGAUCCAUCCCCUCCCAGGAGGGUCCGUCGUGAUACCCCAGAUCCAUCCCCUCCCAGGAGGGUCCGUCGUGAUACCCCAGAUCCAUCCCCUCUCAGGAGAGUCCGUCAUGAUACCCCAGAUCCAUCCCCUCCCAGGAGGGUCCGUCAUGAUACACCAGAUGCAUCCCCUCCCAGGAGGGUCCGUCAUGAUACCCCAGAUCCAUCCCCUCCCAGGAGGGUCUGUCGUGAUAUACCAGAUGCAUCCCCUCCCAGGAGGGUCCGUCAUGAUACCCCAGAUCCAUCCCCUCCUGGGAGGGUCUGUCGUGAUACCCCAGAUGCAUCUCCUCCCAGGAGGGUCUGUCAUGAUACUCCAGAUGCAUCUCCUCCCAAGAGGGUCCGUCAUGAUACCCCAGAUCUGUCUCCCCCAAGGAGGGGGCAUCAGGUCUUAGAUGCUUCUCCUCCUAGGAAGUCUCAUCGUAAUUCUUCAGGUGUAUCUCCUAGGAGAGUACAUCGUGGUUCCUCAGGCAUCUCUUCCCCCAGAAGGGCCAAUAACCACUCUCCUGACACAGCCCAACAUAGGAGGACCCUGAACUCUUCAGACUCACAGCAUCUUAAACGGGCCCAUCAUGAUGCCCCUGAUUUAGCACUGCCCAGAACCAAAAUUAGUAAAGCCCCAGAAAGAUCAUCCUGGAAGACUUUGCAUCAGAAGGAGCUGGGACCCUCUCACCCCCCGUUCUCAAAAACCAGCAGGCAUGAGCGUGACUCAGACCUUUCUCCGCCACGUAAAAGGCAAGCUAAACCCCAUGUUGGAGCUAAGAAGCAGCUUGAUUCUCAAGGUGUCUGCCAAAAAACCUCUGAUUCAGAUCUUUCUCCUCCAUGGCAAAAAUCAAAUCGAGGGCACCAGGAUUCUGAUUCAGAUCUGUCGCCACCAAGGAAUAGACAGAGACCCCAGAACUCUGACUCUGACCUCUCUCCACCACGAAGAAGGCAGAGGACCAAGUCUUCUGAUUCUGAUCUCUCUCCACCUCGAAGGAAUCCACCUGCCGGGAAGAAGGCUUUGCACAUGUAUUCUGGAGCUAAAACUGGGUUGGUGACUGACAUUCAGCAAGAGCAGCAGGAGCUCAAGAAACAGGACCAAGACACCAUGGCCCUUGGAGCUCAGUUUCAAUUUGCUGAAACUGUCUAUCGAGACAAGUCUGGUCGUAAGAGGAAUUUGAAAUUGGAGCGUCUGGAACAAAGGAGAAAAGCAGAGAAGGACUCAGAGCGAGAUGAACUCUAUGCCCAGUGGGGGAAAGGGCUUGCCCAGAGUCGGCAACAGCAACAGAACAUAGAGGAUGCGAUGAAAGAGAUGCAGAAACCACUGGCCCGCUACAUCGAUGAUGAAGAUCUGGAUCGGAUGCUGAGGGAGCAGGAAAGAGAGGGGGACCCCAUGGCUAACUUCAUUAAGAAGAGUAAGGCCAAGGAGAGCAAGAAUAAGAAAGUGAGGCCUCGCUACAACGGCCCGGCACCUCCUCCCAACAGAUUCAACAUCUGGCCUGGAUAUCGCUGGGAUGGAGUGGACAGAUCCAAUGGAUUUGAACAGAAGCGCUUUGCCAGGCUCGCCAGCAAGAAAGCGGUGGAGGAGCUUGCCUACAAGUGGAGUGUUGAGGACAUGUGACUUCUCCGAGUUUGCAUUGCACUGUGGGUAGCAGUAGUGGCACAGGACAGCUGGACAUCCAGCUCCAGUGGUUGCUUCACCAACAGACAGACCAGCAGCUUACUGUCUGUUCUGCCUUCAGACCAGGCACCUAACUGUGGCUGUGCCACACUGCCUGUGGUGGCUUCAGUAGAAAGCAGUACCUGCCAUAUCCAGGGUUUGUUCUUGGCUGGCGCUUUCCUUUUUUUUUUUUUUUUUUUUAAAUAAAUGUAUUUAUUUUUUGUAAUCGUUUUCUAACUGGGUAUUCUGUUUUGUUGGGGAAUAAUUUCAGCUAAUAUUGAAUGUCUGGAGGUCUUGGGAGUCAUGAAUGGUUGGAUUUUUUAUUUAAUUUAGCAAACUGUUCGAGCACAGUCUUUGUAAGUGAUACUGUUUCUUCUGAGAAAACCAGAGUUAGCAUUAAACUAGAUUCAGGAAUGUUGGAGACAUGGUAUGUGAUAAUGGUGGUGUCACACAUUAGGGGAAGAUGUGGAUCUGGGGUUCAGACAAUAAAAAUAAAGUGGGGUCCCUCACACACCAUGCAAAACAAUCCUAGAGUGAUGAAGGACUUAAAUGAAGUUUGUCUCAGUGAAGCGAACAGGGGCCUGGGGUUGAGCUUAUGUGAGAGCCCUGGGUUGGUGAUCCCCAGCAAAAAAUAGUAAUAAUAAAAUCUAGUAGGAACAAGUGAUGAAUUGUACCUUAGUGUGAAAAUGGAUUUUAAAAAAUAUUUUUUAUUAUUUUUAUGUGUAUAUUACCUUCAUGCAUGUAAAUGCACCUGUGUCAUGCA